Trichomycterus rosablanca is the source of this 3539-nucleotide messenger RNA. RefSeq names its product patatin-like phospholipase domain containing 2 (gene pnpla2). NCBI's taxonomy places the organism in Eukaryota, Metazoa, Chordata, Actinopteri, Siluriformes, Trichomycteridae. Gene Ontology annotation, biological process: lipid homeostasis; positive regulation of triglyceride catabolic process; triglyceride catabolic process. The transcript is spliced from 9 exons. The coding region runs from base 322 to 1848 and encodes 508 amino acids. The record is from RefSeq and is a predicted model, not a curated record. Gene Ontology annotation, molecular function: triacylglycerol lipase activity. Gene Ontology annotation, cellular component: cytoplasm; membrane; lipid droplet.
AAACACUAAUGUUCUCUCAGUUCAGCGGUACACUCCGGCUGUCUGGAACUAAUAUUCUUUACUAUUUUUAACCUUAUGAACUGAAAUUACACUUUAGUGAAGUUUAAUUCAAACUUCGCCGACUUGUGUUUAGAUAUUUCACGUGAUAUAACCGCAGUGGCCGGUUUGUCAACAGUAAGCCGUCAAAAGUGUUUAUGUGUAGCUGUAACAUGUAGCCAGGUUAUGGUAAAAAGUCAAACUAACUAGUCUUUCUAGUAACCGCAUUCAUUUACUUCAUAUGGUUUGUUUUAUUUACUUGUAAGCAACUCGUUGUAAGCCAGUAUGUUUCCGCUGGACUCGCCCUGGAACAUUUCGUUCGCUGGGUGCGGGUUUCUCGGGGUUUACCAUGUCGGAGUUGCGAGCUGUCUGCUGGAACAAGCGCCGUUUCUGGUUGAAGGUGCUCAACACGUCUAUGGAGCUUCAGCAGGUGCAAUCACCGCUGCAGCACUGGUUAGCGGGACAUGCAUGGGAGAGGCUGGAGCCAACUUUAUCAAUGUUGCAAAAGAAGCACGGAAGCGGUUUCUGGGACCAAUGCACCCUGCCUUUGAUCUAGUGAAGAUUAUGCGAGGCAUGAUGCUACGUAUUUUGGCUCCUGAUGCAUACAGGAAGGCCACAGGCAGACUGGGCAUCUCCCUCACCCGUGUUACAGAUGGGGAGAAUGUUGUUGUGUCCCAAUUCAACAGCAACGAGGAGCUGGUGCAAGCAUGUGUUUGCAGUGCCUUUAUUCCUGUGUACUGUGGCCUCAUUCCUCCUGCAUUACAAGGAGUGCGUUAUGUGGAUGGGGGUAUUACUGAUAAUUUGCCUCAGUAUGAGUUGAAGAACACAAUCACCAUUUCACCCUUCUUGGGAGAGAGUGAUAUCUGCCCUAGAGACGUCAGCUCCACCAACCUGCAUGAGCUCCGAUUUACCAACACAUCCAUACAAUUCACUGUUUCUAACCUGUACAGAGUCUCUAGAGCACUGUUCCCUCCUGAUCCACAGGUGAUGAAGACCAUGUGCAAGCAGGGCUACAAAGAUGCACUAUACUUCCUGAAGAAAAAUGGUCUGUUGCAGUUUCGCGGACCACACCACCCCCUGAGUAAUAAUCAUGUGAGAGGUGUGGAAGACUCUGAGAAUGAGGACACUGAUGAACGACGUAGUGGGGAAGGGGAAACGAUGCCUAACAACAGAGAAGAAGUUUUUGACCACUUACCGCUACAACUUCAUAGAGCUCUCAAAGAGGCAUGUAAAGAAAGACAAACUCGCUUGCAGUCUUUGAACAACACAUUACCUGCCAGGAUGUUGUCAGCCCUUUUUAUACCAUACACACUGCCGUUGGAGUCAGCUCUGUCACUGAGUAUAAGGUUGCUGGAGUGGUUGCCAGAUGUUCAAGAAGAUGUGGGCUGGAUUAAAGAGCAAACAGUAAAGCAACUACAGCGUUGUCUACAGAACACCAGAAGAAGUGUGUCCCAACAAGUCUCUGCACGAUUCUCUUAUCAGCUGGAGUUAAGGCACACUCAGUCAGCACCGGAGGCAUUCAGCACUGGAAGUCUGCUGCCGGGAUGGGUGCGUGGAAGGAGCUCCUCUGUUCUGGAAGCCAUCCAUCGAUUGGACCAGUACCAGCGGCAACUCCUGCCAGGCCUCUUUUGCUUGAAUCUGGACCUGCGUGGCUCCUUCAGUGCUGGAUCUUCUCCACCUGUAGUCUCUCCUGUACAACCUGCACAGAUCAGUGAGGAGACGGAGGAAGGGUUGACCAUGCGUCCUGUAGGGCCCUCUAACCACAACUUGCUUCCAGAGAACCAGCAGCUGGAAGACAAACACGCUUCAUAAUGCGCUUUUUGUCUCUGUACCCAGAGAAUUGUGAAACAAGGAUCUGGUUCUUUCUGAGUGAACAGCUCUAAAAGGGGGACUUUGAAUAAGAACUGGCAACCUCAGCCAUUUGUAAAGUCAUAUAAAAAUGAAAGAGUACAUUAUUCAUUUUAUUUAUUUAUUUUUUACUAAUUGCUUAAUACUGGUCAAGGCUGGAAUACACCCUGAACAGGGCGCCAGUUAAUUUCAGAGCAAAAUACACUCAUUUUGCCAAUUUUUACUUGAUAUGAGACUUCAGCUGUUCAACAGAUAAUGGUUACUGUUGUCUGAUUGUACUCUUCAUAAUGCACUAUUGAUUUUUAAUAGGAAACAGAUCUAGACUGCCGGUCUGGCAAGGCAAACACCUGCACUGUUUUAACAAAGCCAUGUAAAAUGAGGCCUGGCAUUGUCUUGCUGAAAUAACUAUGAACUUCUAAGGAAAAGCCAUAACUUUAAUGGUCUGUUUCUCUAUAAAAUCCCAAUAUGUUAUGCAGCACAUAUAGUCAUUUUACACAUAUGCAUGUCACCCAUGCCGUGGGCAGUGAUGCACCCCUAUACCAUGGCUGAUGUUGGCUUUUGUACUUUUUGCUGAUAAUCUGGAUGGUCCUUUUCAUCUUUGGAAGGAAAAAAACCCUCAAUGUUUUUGCAGAAAUAAGCUGAAUCGUGGACUUAUCUGACCACUGCACACACUUCCACUGCCUUUCGGUCAAUCUGAUGAUCAACCUCAAGGGUCACACACUUUUAACAUGGUUCUGGCUGGAUAUCCUGAAUCUUUUUACAAUAUUAUGUAUCAAAGAUGGUAAAUGACCCAGAUUAUUUGCAAUCGUGCAUUGAGAAAUGUAAUUUUUGAACUGAUUGACUAAGUUUGGCACAAACUGAUCCAACUUUGCUUGCAUAGACUGAGCCUUUGGUGAAUCCUCAUUUUAGACCCAUUCAUGCUCAUCUGAUAUUCAGGACUUUGAUUUUGGUAUUAUAUUAGAAAUGGCAAAACUAGGAUAAGUACAUCCUAUAAUUACAAACUGAAUGUUUGCAUUCAGUGUGGUUAGUAGGACGGACUGUUGUGAAGUAACUAAUGCAGUUUAGGUCAGAAGAGAUGUGAGAUGUUUUAAAUUAUGAUGUACUCAUGAAACUAACUCAGUAUUGUAUAGCUGAUUCUUACUUUUUAGUAAAUAAAUAAAGUAAAUAAGUAAGUAAAGUUGUAUUUUAUUUUGUUUUGGUUGUGAAGGAACCAUGUGUAUUGCCAUGGUUGUUUUGCAUGUAUUACAGAAAUUUUGUUUGAACAUGAAUGUGUUAAGAAUGCAUAGAGCAAGUAACUAUGAGCUUUAAUUGUAAAAGUUAGACUUUCUAAAGAAUGUAAAUGUGGAAGACUAUUCUGGAUAAAAUGUAUAUGCUUUUCAGUAUUGCUGCAUGCUUUAUAUAGGGUAAAUUAAAAAGGAAUAGUUUGAACAAUGUUGGCAGUUAUGUGAUCAUGUAUUAAUUUAGUGCAUAGUACAAUACGUUUCAGUAAUGGAUGUAUGAACUGUGAGGUAGUCCUGCUCCUAGUUGGUCAUACUUCUUCUGCUAAUUCUGUUUAUUUGUAUAUAAAAUGGGAGAUAACACUGUAUGUUAAAUUUCAAAUACUUUAUUAUAUAGUAAAUAUAGUCUCUAUAUACACAAUAAAUUAUUAAUAAAAA